AUGCCGCCUCCGGAGCCCAUGCCCGGCUACGGGACCUUGCUCCGCCGGGGCUACGGGAGCCUGGCCGAGGCCGCCCGGAGCUGCGGGGACUGCGGCUGGGAGCUGGCGAGGCGGACCUGGGCCGAGAACGCUCACCUGGGCUGGGCGGAGGUGCUGCUGUGCGGGCUCUGCGCGCUGGGCUGGACCGCGCUGCGCUGCGCCUGCUCCCGCAGCAUCUUUCGGCCCUUUGGGGAAUGGUGCAACCUGCAGCCAAAAGAUGCUGCCAAGAUGCCUGAGAGUGCCUGGAAGCUGCUUUUCUACACCUUGUCCUGGUCCUACGGCACUUACCUGCUCUUCUUCACCGACUACCCCUUCUUCCACGACCCCCCCUCCGUCUUUUACGGCUGGAAGCAGGGCAUGGAGGUGCCCACGGACAUCGCCGUGGCGUACCUGCUGCAGGGCAGCUUCUACGGCCACUCCAUCUACGCCACGGCCUACAUGGACACGUGGCGCAAGGACUCGGUGGUGAUGCUGCUGCACCACGUGGUGACCCUCACCCUCAUCGCCUCCUCCUACGCCUUCAGCCCCGGCAGGUUCUGGUUCCGUCUCUACUGGUUCCCCCUCAAGGUCCUCUAUGCCACCUGCUACUCCAGCCUCCAGUCGGUCCCAAACAUCCCCUUCUACUUCUUCUUCAACGCUCUGCUCCUCAUCCUCACCCUGAUGAACAUCUACUGGUUCCUGUACAUCGUCCUGUUCGUGGCCAAGGUGCUGAUGGGGCAGAUGCAGGAGGUGAACGACGUGCGCGAGUACGACGUGGAGGACACCGGGAAAAGCGCCAGGGCCCGGAAGAGGGAGGCUGGAAUCCAACUGCCCAAGGCUCUGAAGGAAGGGCUGCACCUCAGGAACGGGCUCGUCAAGGACAAGAGGUUGUGAGGGCGGCGUGGCCGUGGCAGCUGCCAGGACCUGGCACCGACCAGGACCCUGCACUGGGAGCCAGCGAAGGAAAGGCACGAGGAGAACUUCAUCCCUGACCCCCUUCCCUCCCCUGCCCGGAGCCGGGGAACAGAUGCCACUGACAGGAUCGGGCCCCUCCGGGGGGCUGUGACCAGGCUUCACCUGGUGCUGGGGGGCUCCCCUGUGGCCCCCCUUCAGUUGGGACACUGGUGGCUUUUGCUGGUCCAGGUAGGAUUUGGAGCUGGCUUUGGGUCCCCUGGUGUUCCUCCCGUCGCUCCCGUCCUCAGUCCCGCCGUGAUUCCCCCGACUCUGCUGUUGGACCCUCCCACCGACCCUUCCCGAAGGAUCGGGGAGGGAAAAACCUCCUCUCCUGCCCCGGGAAGGG
Molecule: messenger RNA, 1318 nt
Organism: Lepidothrix coronata (blue-crowned manakin)
Lineage: Eukaryota; Metazoa; Chordata; Aves; Passeriformes; Pipridae
Gene: CERS1
Product: ceramide synthase 1
Exons: 6
Coding region: 1-912 (303 amino acids)
Biological process (GO): ceramide biosynthetic process
Cellular component (GO): membrane
Molecular function (GO): sphingosine N-acyltransferase activity
Source: RefSeq, a predicted model, not a curated record